AUGAGGGAAGAGAGAGUCAGUGGCCUGUGGGGUCCUGGGAAGGGGCAGGCAAGGCAAGGCAGAGGGAGUGGAGCGGGGAGGGGGCAUGUUGGCCCACGUACUGGGGUUGGGGGGACGGUACAGGGAAACAAUGAAGCCUUUGGUGAUUGUGCAGGAUCCACCCCCAGCUUCCCAGCGUGUCCCCUCUGUGGGCUGGAUCCGGGUGGCUGCUUGGGGGUGGGGCAGGGGGCUCUGAAUAGGCCCCUUGUCUCACCGCUGGGUGCGGGCCAGGCUCCUUCGGCACACGUUGCCCUCGCCAGGCCUGGCUGGCCUUUGUGGCUUCCACCCCCAGCUGGCUGAGGACAAGGCCUUAUGGGUGAGCAGGCCCCUCCCUAACAGCCUCCCUGGGCUACCGUCUCAGGCUGAAGAGGCAGGUAGAGAGAAGGACCCCAUCUUGUGGCGAGUGGGAAAAACAGCAGCCUCCACUUCAGGAGGACCCUGACCCCAGACUAGAGGGGACCAGUGGAGAGCUGGAUGAAUACUGGAGGCCAACCCAGGCGGGACUCCAUGUCUAAUAGUUCACUAGAUUUAUGACCUUGGGCAAGUUCUUUGGUUUUUCUGAAUCUCAGCUUUCUCAUGGGUAAAGUGGCAUUGACAAUUACUUGUGUCCAGACUGGGAGCUUGCACUGGCAGUUUCUACCUCUGGGAGAAAGGCUGAGGCUAUGGGCUCCCCUGGAGAUCUUACCCAAACUGGCGAGGUUUAAUGUGGCUUAGACAGAGUGGUUAAAAGAGAUAAGGGAAGAGAGAGAGAGAGAGAGAGCCAGUGGCCUGCAGGGUCCUGGGAAGGGGCAGGCAAGGCAAUGCAGAGAGAAGGGAGGGAGAAUGUUGGCCUAUGUGCUGGGGUGGGGGUGACAGGACAGGCAAACAAUGAGAGGAAACAAUGAGACCAAAUGAUACCUACCUGAAGGCUGCUGUCAGACUUACAGGACAUUGUACAUGAGACUGCCCAGCAAUUACCAGGCACUCCAUACAUUUUUUGUUUCCUUCCCUGGAUCUGGGGGAAAGAGGGCUCAAGGUGCUGGUAUCAGCUCAGAGGUUCUGGAAGGGCCUCGGGGGUUGGGGUCAAGGCAAGGCAGGCUCUCACAAUGGGCUAGAACUCUCCCUCCCCUUGAGUUCUUAUCUACUUUGACUCCUCUCCCUGUCCCAGGGAGGGGAGAAAAGGCCUAGGAUGAGUUGUCAAGGGGAACUUUCCCCCUGGAUUCUUUAUUUCUUUCUUUACUGCUGUGCUUGAAGUUCCCAAGAGACCCCUGUCCCCCUGCCACCCACUGUACCAAAUGCUGAUUCUGCCCACUACUUGGGCCUUUUGUAUCAAGAGAAAUGGCUGCAGUCAUGAAGUUCUUUCGAUGGAUUUGGCGAAAGAUUACUUACUGGGUUUUAUUCUGGAAACACAAACCUAAAUCAACCAUCUUGGAAAACCCUGACUGCAAGAAAAAUGCAUUGAAGGUGGAGAGGGCUUCCAUCAUUACUGAGACUUUCAAGUUGGUUGAGCCUCUCAAAGAGGCUAAGGUUUCCAAGACAGAAGUGUUCCCCAAGGUGGCCAAUCCCUGCACUUUGGCCAAGAUAACAGAUGGGGCUAAGGUGGAGCUGGGCCAUAGGGGCCGGUCCCUGCUGCAGCUGCCCCGGACAGCUGUCAAGUCUGUCUCCACGCUCAUGGUCUCGGCCCUGCAGUCUGGUUGGCAAAUGUGCAGCUGGAAGUCAUCUGUGAGUUCUACCUCAGUUCCCUCCCAGAUGAGGGCUGGGUCCCCUUUGCAGUCGCCGGAGGCUGAGAUGCUACGGGAAGUGUACCUGGUGCUGUGGGCCAUUCGAAAACAACUGCGGCAGCUGGCCCGCAGGCAAGAGAGGCGCAGACGGCGCCACAUCCGGGCCCACACUUGCCCUCAGCCUGACCCAGUUCAGGGCCUAAAACAGGAUGCACGGAGUCCCCUCUAGGGAGGAGCCCCCAUCCUCAGAAAACUCCCACCUCACUCUUAGGUAAGGUUGAUAGGAGAGGUUAAGGCAGCAGGCCAGGAGCUGUGGGUGAGGAGACAUUUUCAUACUGUCACCACUCAUCAGGAGCCCAGGGCCAGGCCUGGGGUCCCACAUACUCCCUUUCAUUCCUUCUAUUCAAUUUGUAAAAAAAUUAUCAAAAUGUUGGGAAAUAAAUAUCGGAUAUU
Molecule: messenger RNA, 2192 nt
Organism: Pteropus alecto (black flying fox)
Lineage: Eukaryota; Metazoa; Chordata; Mammalia; Chiroptera; Pteropodidae
Gene: SPACDR
Product: chromosome unknown C7orf61 homolog
Exons: 3
Coding region: 1357-1968 (203 amino acids)
Source: RefSeq, a predicted model, not a curated record